Molecule: messenger RNA, 5288 nt
Organism: Notolabrus celidotus (New Zealand spotty)
Lineage: Eukaryota; Metazoa; Chordata; Actinopteri; Labriformes; Labridae
Gene: tdrd7b
Product: tudor domain containing 7 b
Exons: 20
Coding region: 95-3556 (1153 amino acids)
Biological process (GO): lens morphogenesis in camera-type eye; lens fiber cell differentiation; spermatogenesis
Source: RefSeq, a predicted model, not a curated record
GUCCGGGACAGAGCUCCAGCGACAGCCUGCAGAGGGUGGAGCUGACGGCGCAGCAGCGACCGGACGGAGCCGACGACCCGUCUGUUGAGUGAAGAUGGCUGAUGUGGAGCUGGUGAGGAAGAUGCUUCGGGCUGUUCUCCAGGCCAACAAAGGCGGAGUGUCCUUGUCCCGAUUGAAGUCAGAGUACAAGGAGCUAACUGGGGAGCAAAUACCAUACAAACAGAUGGGACACAACCACCUGGACUCACUGCUAUCCAGCAUGCCUUCUUUAGUACGCGUGGAGCGAAACUUCUCUGGAGAGACACUGUGUUUUGCCUCUGGGGCUGAAGAGACGACCCAGUUAGCCAAAGUGGUGGCUCGUCAGCGCAGCUCCAAGAAAACAGGCCGACCCCACGUGGUCAACACCCAAAUGAGGGUCAAACCAGCUGCCCCUUUCGUUCUCAAUGCCAAACCUCAAACCUCUCUGAGACAGCCGAACCACCGCGGACGAGGCGUUGGGAGAGGAGGAGGAGGCGGAGGUCGAGGGACGGGACAUGGAGACUUCAGGCAGGCCAGAGACAUGAGGGAUGGCCCUUCAGAAGGCAAGACCGGGACACAUUCCAACAAGAUGUCCGGUCAGAACACACAUAGCCGGAGAGGGAACCCGCCUGCAGAGAAAUCAGAGAAGAGGAUGACCCUCCCAUCAAGGUUUCAGAAGGAGGUGCAUGCUCACCUUUCCAGAAACUCCCAACCGAGUGGUACACCCUUGAACCUAAAGGAAUGCCUCAUCUCAGGGAAAGUAAAGCCCUACAACCCCCAGCAGGUCCAGACCCACAUCAGGGAGAUACUUGGGAUGUACAAUAACGGCUUCUGGGUUUCAAAGCUGCCCCAGAUCUACAAAGAGCUGUACAAACAGGACCUGCCCACUGAGGCCAUCAAAGACCUGGAGGAGUGGACUCAUAUAUGCACUGUAGAGAAAACCACCAGCAGCAACACAUCAGAGCUGUUACUCUACCCUGCCAAGGAACAGAACACUGCAUCCUCCCCUUCUCUCAUAUCUAUUCCAGACGCCCCCUCUUCCCCUGUCCCUACUUCAACGCCCCCCACAGACAAACCAAUAUAUUCCUUUACCCAGCACGGACCCACCAGCACCCAUCAGACUUGCUCUAGCUCACCUUCUUCUAAGUCGCCACCAUCCUCUGCGUCACCCAGCCCCCCCUCCUCCCCUGCCACUCUCAGCCCCGACCUGAAGUUGAAAUUGGAGGUGCUGCUGGUUAAGUACUCCAAUGGACUGUGGGCCCAUGCAUUGCCUAAGCUCUUCCAGGACACUUAUAAAAUCAAACUGCCUAAACAUGUCCUGGAGAACCUUCACCUCCUCUCGGAUAUCUGCACUGUGGACUACCCGAUGCCAGACAACCCCAAGAGAGCCAUUUUGUACCGACAGAGCAGCAGUGGGUGUGGAGAAGAAGAGGAUAAGAACUGUAAUAAGGGGAAAUCUGCACAUACUGAGGAGGAGUUGAGGGUGACGCAUGAGAUUGGGAGAAGGUUCAGUUAUCAGGCCGUGCCCUCUGUGCAGAUCCCCAAAGAGGAGUACCCAUCUGUGUUGGUGGUGGAGGCAACUAACACCAAUGGGGUUAUAAUAAGGUACAUCGGUGAGGGUUAUUCCCAGGCUCAGGAGUCAAUGGAGGAUGACAUGAGGGACUUUUAUGGUUUGAACCAAAGCAGUCCUUCUCCUGUUUCCUCUCCAUUCUCGGGGCAGCUGGUGGCUGUAAGGGCUGAGGAAGAGGAGGAGAUUCUACGGGCGCAAGUAUGUGAGGUCAUGGCAGACAAGGUCAAGGUGUACUAUGUGGAUCAUGGCUUCUCAGAGAUGGUGUGCAAAACUAAAGUGUUGGAGCUGAAUGAGAAGUUUUUCCAACUGCCUUUCCAGGCAACCAAGUGUAAACUAGCAGGCUUGGAGCCAUUCUGUCAGGAGCCUGCAGUGCUAAAGACCCUUGAGAUAACAGCCAGUGGAAAGAUCCUUUUGGCUGAGAUCCUGGAGCGAGGGGAGACUCCAUUUGUUGUUUUGUAUGACACAUCACAAGAUGAUGACGUCAACAUUAACGCCAUCUGUAUGAAAGCGCUGCAGGACAAGACGCUCACCAGCCCAGUGCAGGUCAACAGUGCCUACAUGAACGUGACUGUAGGCAGUGUCUGCUCCGAUGGAACCAUCUUCUGCCAGCUCCCCUCCAGAGGCCUCGCCAAGCUGAAUGAGAUUCUGGACAACAUAGACAGAUACUUCCACUCGCAGGUUACAUCUGAGUUCCUGGUAUCCAGACCCUUCUGUGGUAAAGAAUGCCUGGCUCGCUAUAAAGGCAGAUGGUCCCGUGUGGAGAUCACCAACCUCCAUGGCAGCAGAGUGCUGGACAUCCUGUUCAUUGAUGUGGGUGUUCAGGCUUCUGUAGAGGUCUUUGAGCUGAGAGAGAUCCCACAGUCAUUUCUACGUGACCUUAUCGUGAUCCCACCCCAGGCUGUGAAGUGCUGUCUAGCAGACCUGGCUGUCAGUGUUGGAUCCUGGAGUCCAGAUGCUAUCCAGUGGCUACGAGAGAAAGUCCUAAACACCACAGACUGCAGCAUAAAGGUCGCCAAGGUAGAUGAAACCAAAGGUUGCAUAUAUGUCCACCUUUUCACCGACAAGAACUUCCACGACAUCACCCGCAGCCUCAACCAUCACAUGGUCCAGUCUGACCUCUUCAAACGAAAACCAGAUGUUUUCCUGACAAGCCACAGCCCUGCCAAGAUAUCCACACCCAAUUUAUCUUCAAAGACUUCCACAACCAGUGAAUCAACUAAUGGGAGUCCAGCAUCAUCUUCUGUUUCAACCAAUCCCCAUCUGAAGCGGGCUCUAUCAGGACCCAGAGGAGGGGGCGGUGGCGGCGGAGGAGGCAACACAACCACCACAAGCCUACCCGAGACACCAUCAUUGUCUUUCUCUCCCUUUCAGCUUCCACCUUCUCUGGAGCUCCCCCCAGCAGGAAGCAACAUGGAUGUUUAUGUAUCAGUUGCUUGCCAUCCAGGCCACUUUGUGCUGCAGCCCUGGAGAGAUAUGUACAAACUGGUGGUGUUAAUGGGAGAGAUGAUUCUCUACUACAACAAAAGUGAGGAGAAACUACUCAACAUAGAGAAACAUCGGAUAUAUGCUGCUAAAGUGGAGAACAACUGGCAUCGUGUGUUGGUGAAAGGAAUUCUAUCCAAUGGUUUGGUGUCUGUGUACGAGCUGGACUAUGGUAAACACGAGCUGGUGGGCUGCUCCCAGCUCAAACCUUUGAUUAAAGAGUUCACACAGCUGCCGUUUCAGGGAAUCACAGCUCAACUUGCUGGAGUGAAGCAAAGGCAGUGGUCAGAGGAAGCUUCCAUCGUUUUCAGGAAUCAUGUGGAGAAGAAACCUCUUGUGGCCCAGCUGGAGGCGAUACAAGAGGCCCCUAAUCCCUGGGACAGGAAGGCGACAGUCUUCCUGGUUGACACUUCACAAGAAGAAAAGGACAUCUGGGUGCAUGACAUCAUGGCUGAAUUUGCUGAUGAGCCGACCAAUGAGCUGUAGACAACAGAUGUCAGAAACAGUUGUCACGCUGCUCUAUGGAGGCACUAAAAGAGUUGCUCAUCCAUCUUUCUCUAUUAUUUAGGAGGACUUAAGAUAUAUGGUUUUAAAAAGUGUAGUAGUUAGGGGAAAUUGGGACAUUGAGUGGUUUGAUAGCAUGUUACCGACAGAACAUAAGAGGUUUAUGUGGUUGUUGCCGCUUACUUCUUGUUUUGGGGAUGUUAAUUGAAAGAGUUUUUGAUGUGAAUUUGAAUGACUAGUUUUAUCAUUGGACAAAACACCCAUGCAUGGCUUUGAUCCAGACUUACCAAAUACUCAAAAUGUAAUAUGCAGAAAGUAAAAAUCAGAUGCAGCAAUCCAUAUCAGUCCCACAAGGCGGUAGUUAAAAAACACACGUUUAAGCUAUCUUCUGUGGGGAUAGGUUUUUAUCAGAAGCAGCGUUUCCUCAGCAGUUCUUUGACUGCACUUUAUUUUGGUGUCAGACAAAGUUUACGAUGACCACCUCAACCCUGAAUGUGAGCAUCAUGAACAGUGCACCUCAACCCUGAAUGUGAGCAUCAUGAACAGUGCACAGAAUGUUAAAAUAAUCUCCAAUAAGCUUACACGAGCUAAAAUUCAUCCGCUAACAAUACGAUGUGCUUUAAGACUGUAUUUCUGAUAGUCAUGGAUAAGUCACUGGAUAAGUCAAUGAGUCAUGGGAAGCAGAUGUAAUAAAGAGAGCAGUUUAUUUUCUCAAUUAGGAUUUUCAUGACUAGAGACAUUUAUUUAUUAACUUAGAGACAGGGAACAUUCACCGUUUUUUGUUGUUGCUAAAACAGUCUUAAAUUUCUGCUGCCAAUGCCCCUUUAAGAACUGCUUAUAACACAGUAAAAUUCCAUUAAUUUCCAAUUCAACACAUCUCUAUGCGUGAGGGAAAGGUCAUAAGGUUUGGACAACAUCUGCAGGUGUUGCUGAUGUUGUCCAGGACUCUGGAGUGGAGAAUUAACAGUGUUGUUAUUAUUGGACCAGUACAGUUAUGGACCUAAAUGGGGAUCAGUAAAACUAGAUCAUUUUAGUUUGGACUUCUGAUCUCUGCCUUUACUUGUGUUGCAAACUAGUCAAGUCCCCAAUCUCAUAAACUAUGGGGCGUCAUUUGUAAAGUUUUGCACACUGAAAAUCACAACCACGAUUCUCCACAUUUAGCUACAAAAUGUCAUAAAAACGUAGAGUAAAAUUUUAAAAGUCACAUUUUUAUCACAUUUAAAGGAAUAUUUGUGAUCUUUUCACUUUAUUUUUGUCGUGACAGAUAUAGUUAAGUUAAACUUACUAAAAAAAUUAUAAUUAUAUUAUCUAAAUGACGAAUCAAAAUGUUGAUUGUUAAAUCUAAAUGUUAAAUGUUAAAUGUUGCUCUGCGAUCCUAAAUAUUUAGCUAAUAUGCAAUUUCACUCUGCCCCCUAGCAGAAAUACCCAAAUAAAAGCUUCAUAAAGCGACACAGACUUAGCAAUACCAACUUAACUUGUCCGUCCCAUAGACUGGUUCUGUUCUGUCUCUGAGCGUUGUAUAAUCUCUGAAUGGCCUCCAAAACUGCCACCAAUAUUUUCUGCUAAAUCAGAGCACAUUAUGGACGGCAGGCAGUCCGGCUGGUAACUUGUAGGAGUCCAUCCUGACUGUGGUUGAGAUAUCUGUAUUUUAGAUUUAACAUUUAGAUUUAACAAUCAACAUUUAUAUUUAACAUUUAGAUUUAGAUUUAACAUU